CUCGCCUUCUCCCUCUCCUCCUCCCUCUCUCUCUUCUCUCUCGGAGGGUUUCUCUGUGAAAUUCUCACCGAUUUUCGUUUAUUCUUUUACGCAUUCCGGGUCGGUUUAAUAGAAAUGAGAGAAAAUCUCCGGAAAAAUAUUCCGACGCCGUCUCUGCAGCCUCAGGCCAUGGCCGGUUGUGGGAGCGAGUCGACUCGGACGAGCUCGGACUCGUCUGCCAUCACAGCUGACACUUGCAAAGAACCUUCACGCCAUUGUGGAAAUGCAAGAACGCAGGGGCAGUUGACAGAGUGGACAGAUCAGAAGCACAGUUUGUAUCUUAAUUCCUUAGAGGCAUCAUUUGUUACUGACUUGCAACGUUCAAUGUGUUUGCGUGGCUUGUGCUCGCAAGAUAAUGUCCGUGGGACAUAUUCACCCAAAGAACCUAGAACCAAAACUCGCAAUUCUUCUGAUGAGUUCAUGGUUCUACGAGAUGGCCGCUGGCAGAAGAUCAACUUUGAAAGAAAUGAUAAUUUGUUGGACAGCACUGCUGAUUCUCAUGUUGUUCUAGGAAGUCCAUGGAUACGACAUUUUACAUCUUCAGGCAAACGGUGCGCUGAGAGAUCUCUUUAUGUCCAAGAACAUGGUGUGUUUCAUCAUGAAGGGACUCAUUUAAAAGGGAAUUUGACUUUUGCCAGUGGAUCAUCAAGAGGUUUGGAUCAUCAGGGAUCUUUUGGCGGCACUACAGAGACUUCAGAUCAGAACUUUGUGGAUGAAGACCAAGGAGAGAAGUCAAGCUGUGCAUCUAUGGUGAAAAGGUCGAAGACGACUGCAGCCGAUGCUUCAAGCAGUGAUCAAGUACUUACUAAAAGAAAAUUUGUUGUGCCCCUUGGAAAGUUUCACACAACAGAUGUUUCAACUGCCGAUAACGCUUCAUCAGAGAGGGAACAAGAAGGACGUUACGAACUGCUGUCCGAGAACCCUGAGAGCCUUGUCUGCCCGAAAUCCGAUCUGCAUUAUUUUCUGAAAGGGAGCUAAGUUAUGACUUGGAAUCGUAAGUUUGAUAGAUAAUCAUUGACAGUAAUACACCAAAAGAAUUAUAGCGAUAAGCAUUGCAGAAGCUUUUUGAGCAACAAACUUUAUAGACUUAAAGGUGACUUUUUCCAAUAGAGGGUUGGUCCUGGGGUUAAUGCAGUGGUAAUGCCGACAAAAAGAUUUUUGGCAAAACUUCAGUAGGAAUAAAAAAAAUUCAUGUUGCUGGUGAAGUAUGCUCAUAUGUAGUAUAUAUCUUCGAUAAGAUCUAUGGAGUUGGAGUUGAUGAAGUUGAUGAAAACACCAUGUUGGUUAGGUAUUGGAGAUAGGAUUCUGUUUUCUUUUCCUGUUCAUUUCUUCAAUUUUGUGUACUGAAAAUUUAUUACAGAGGGAAGCUUGAACUUCUAUUAGACGUAGAUAGUAGGAAAUGCAACUAAUGUAUAUGGUAAAUGUGUGGAUGCAUGGAGCUGAUUGUCAGUCAUGUUGUUGUGCUCCACAUAUUUGUGUAUUUCUUUUCUUUUUUUCUUUUUCCACUGAAGUUUGCAGUUCUACAAGAGCUCUUGAGCUUUCAAUUGUUAUUUUGAUUCAAAGAUUGCAAAUUGUAGAUAACUUUCUAUCUAAUAUAUCUAUGGAAAAUGAGGUUCAGCAUACUUGAUUAGAUUC
Molecule: messenger RNA, 1674 nt
Organism: Corylus avellana
Lineage: Eukaryota; Viridiplantae; Streptophyta; Magnoliopsida; Fagales; Betulaceae
Product: cold-regulated protein 27
Biological process (GO): regulation of circadian rhythm; response to cold
Source: RefSeq, a predicted model, not a curated record